Messenger RNA from Patella vulgata (common limpet), 782 nucleotides. RefSeq names its product peptidoglycan-recognition protein SC2. The record is from RefSeq and is a predicted model, not a curated record. The transcript has 5 exons. NCBI's taxonomy places the organism in Eukaryota, Metazoa, Mollusca, Gastropoda, Patellidae. Gene Ontology annotation, molecular function: N-acetylmuramoyl-L-alanine amidase activity; peptidoglycan binding; zinc ion binding. Gene Ontology annotation, biological process: peptidoglycan catabolic process; innate immune response. Bases 19 to 720 code for a protein of 233 amino acids.
UUGAAUAAAGUUAGCACCAUGCACGCAUUGCUGUUGUUGGGACUUGUUGGUGCCGUUUUGGGUGAUUCUUGUACAGAUUAUAAUCAUCCUAAAUUUGGUAAAGUAGGAAAAUGUAUAUCUAAGAGCUGCUGUGCUUUUGGCACCUAUAUCUCAGACCUGUGCUCUGGAGACAAAGCAUGCUGUUUCGCCCAGGAUAAUUGUGGUUCUGGGAGCGUACUUGGUGGUUGUCCAAACAUCGUAAGCAGAUCAGCCUGGGGUGCCCGUUCUCCUACAAGUAUUACAUACCUAACCAAACAACCAGUACACUAUGCUUUUAUUCAUCAUGGAGAAAGUGCAUCCUGUACAACCCAGAGUUCCUGUUCGGCUAUCGUCAGAUCAUACCAGAAUUACCACAUGGACACCCAUGGAUGGAGUGAUAUUGGAUACAGUUUUUUGGUUGGUGAAGAUGGUAAUGCUUAUGAAGGUAGAGGCUGGGAUCGAGUUGGUGCUCAUACUCAAGGAUACAAUUCUGUUGGUUUAGCCUUCUGUAUGAUUGGAAGUUUUGAUAGCCGUGUCCCGAAUGCCGCUGCAAUAGCUACAGUGAAAAGAAUGAUUGCUUGUGGUGUCAGCAAGGGCAAGAUUUCCCAAAGCUACGUGCUAAGAGGUCACAGAGAUAUGGGUUCAACCAGCUGUCCUGGUCAAGCGUUGUACAAUCUUAUCAGAACAUGGCCACACUACUGAGAUGAACUGUUGGCUUAUUUUCAUGUUUUCUUAAUUUAAAGAAAUAAAGCUUGAUGUGAUAA